Kogia breviceps (pygmy sperm whale) is the source of this 2209-nucleotide messenger RNA. The record is from RefSeq and is a predicted model, not a curated record. NCBI's taxonomy places the organism in Eukaryota, Metazoa, Chordata, Mammalia, Artiodactyla, Physeteridae.
CCCUGCGGGCUACAGGAUCCGCGGCCGGGACGCGGGGGUCUUCGCGCCGCGUGAGCCCAGAGGCUGGAGGAAGCUGAGCCUCGGUGCCCGCCGCGCCGUCCGCGGCCGUGCUUAUUCCGGACGGCGUGCUGUAGUUCCCCACCGGGAAGCCGAGGCCCCGGGAGGCGCAGAGCCGGCACCGCGUGCCUUGGGGGGCCCAGCAGCGGUUCCCGCUAUUUGUCUUGUGUCUGCUCUCCGGCUCUCCGAUGGGGAGCUUCCCGAGGGCAGGGUCUUCCCACCUCUGCCUCCUUAACGCCUGACGCGGGGUCUGGCGCGUUGUCGGGGUCCAGGGAUGGAAGAGUGGCCGGCGUCGUGUGACCGCAGGAGAGUGUGAUCGCAGUGGGCGGGCGCGGGUGGUCGGCUGCUUCAUUUGUUCUAGAAGCGCUCACGACGGAGCAUGCAGAGUGCCGGCACAAGGAAGAUACUCUUACGUGUUGGUUACCAUGAUGGUCGCAUUAAGCGAAGCACACGACGCCGUAAUAAAUGGUAGAAGGUGUAACGGAUGCCACUGUGGAUUGAUGAGCCCAAGAUCCCGAGGACGAGAGAAACCGGUGGACAAAAAGCAGCCCUUUCAAUUCUCCAGCCCUCGGAGGAUAUGCUUCGUCUUACUGCUUCAUACUAGCCGGCUCAGCCUCUUGAUUCUGCCUCUUGUUUCUGAACUCUGGCAAACAUAGGGAAUCGGCGGGCUCCGUUCCCUAGCAGGACAGAAGGAUCCCUGGGCCUGGAUGUUUCUGGCAAACUGUCACCAACACGCAUUCAUAUUUGCCCGGAAUGCGGAAAAGGCCAUGACGGCCUUAGCAAGAUUUCGCCAGGCUCAGCUGGAAGAGGGAAAAGUAAAGGAGCGAAGACCCUUCCUUGCCUCAGAGUGUACUGAGCUGCCCAAAGCUGAGAAGUGGAGACGACAGAUCAUUGGAGAGAUCUCAAAAAAAGUGGCUCAAAUUCAGAAUGCUGGUCUAGGUGAAUUCCGAAUUCGUGACCUGAAUGAUGAGAUUAACAAGCUGCUAAGAGAGAAGGGACACUGGGAGGCCCGGAUCAAGGAGCUGGGUGGUCCUGACUAUGGGAAAGUUGGCCCUAAGAUGCUGGAUCAUGAGGGGAAAGAAGUCCCAGGCAAUCGAGGCUACAAGUACUUCGGGGCAGCAAAAGACUUGCCCGGCGUCAGAGAGCUGUUUGAGAGAGAACCUCUUCCUCCUCCAAGAAAGACACGCGCUGAGCUCAUGAAGGCGAUCGAUUUUGAAUACUACGGUUACCUAGAUGAAGACGAUGGUGUUAUUGUGCCUUUGGAACAGGAAUAUGAAAAGAAACUCAGAGCUGAAUUAGUGGACAAGUGGAAAGCAGAGAGAGAGGCCCGGCUGGCAAGAGGGGAGAAGGAGGAGGAGGAGGAGGAAGAGGAGGAGGAGGAGGAGGAGGUCAACAUCUAUGCUGUCACCGACGAGGAGUCUGAUGAGGAGGGCGGCCAGGAGAAAGGAGGGGAGGACGGGCAGCAGAAGUUCAUCGCUCACGUCCCGGUGCCGUCGCAGCAAGAGAUCGAGGAGGCGCUCGUGCGGAGGAAGAAGAUGGAGCUCCUGCAGAAGUACACCAGCGAGACGCUGCAGGCCCAGAGCGAGGAGGCCAGGCGGCUCCUGGGCUACUAGGGCCGAGCCGGGGCCGCCGCCCAGCGCCGUGGGAGGUGGGCAGGCCGCGCUGCCGGCCACUUCUCCUCCUUCCUCCCUCCCCUGCUCGCGCCUGUGUGCCGACCGAGGGCCGUUUGCCGGCCGGAUGCCCCGGUGUCACCUGGUCCCCGUGUUCUGCUGACGGGUGAACCCACUUACUUCCGUCUUGAGUGUGUAGGAGACGCUGCUCCGUGUCAGCCUUUGAGUGUCUGACUUAGCCGCCUCCUGUCGUUUGGUGGGGAGGGUGACCAGUUUGUGACACUCCUAAAAAGCGCAGACGUGUGUGUAACUCCUCUUGAAGGAUGAGAAGGUGUGUGAGCCCCGAGCCCACAUCCCACACGUCGCAGCAGCCGGAGCAGCUCCGCCUUCGGGGCGGCCCUGCCCUCCGUUCAGACCCCUCAGCUGGCCUUGCUCCUUCCUGCCCAGGUGGCAGGAGUUUGAGUUUGCUACUGCUGUCUAGGACUGGUUCUGCAGAGAGCUAUCUUUAUUAAAGAUGUUUGUGUGAAAGGCCACCUCCAGGU